GCGCACCCUGACAGGAGAAGCCGGCCAUGCAGGAGCCGCUGCUGGGAGCCGAGGGCCCGGACUAUGACACCUUCCCCGAGAAGCCGGCCCCGUCACCAGGGGAGACGACGCGGGUCGGGGCCCUGCAGAACAAGAGGGUGUUCCUAGCUACCUUCGCUGCUGUGCUGGGCAAUUUCAGCUUCGGGUAUGCCCUGGUCUACACGUCUCCUGUCAUCCCAGCCCUGGAGCACACCUUGGAUCCAAACCUGAGUCUGACCAAAACCCAGGCAUCCUGGUUCGGGUCCGUGUUCACCUUGGGUGCGGCGGCCGGGGGCCUCAGUGCCAUGGUGCUCAACGACCUCCUGGGCCGGAAGCUGAGCAUCAUGUUCUCGGCUGUACCCUCGGCGGCCGGCUAUGCGCUCAUGGCAGGUGCCCAUGGCCUCUGGAUGUUGCUCCUGGGGAGGACGCUGACGGGCUUCGCUGGGGGACUCACGGCUGCCUGCAUCCCGGUGUACGUGUCUGAGAUUGCUCCCGCAGGCGUCCGUGGGGCCCUGGGCGCCACACCCCAGCUCAUGGCAGUGUUCGGAUCACUGUCUCUCUACGCCCUUGGCCUGCUGCUGCCGUGGCGCUGGCUGGCCGUGGCCGGGGAGGGGCCUGUGCUUGUCAUGAUUCUGCUGCUCUGCUUCAUGCCCAACUCACCUCGCUUCCUGCUCUCGAGGGGCAGGGACUCGGAGGCGCUGCAGGCACUGGCCUGGCUGCGAGGGGCUGACACUGACAUCCGCCGGGAGUUCGAGCAGAUCCAGGACAACGUCCGGAGACAGAGCAGCCACCUGUCGUGGGCCGAGGCCCGGGACCCCCACAUAUACCGCCCCAUCGUCAUCGCUUUGCUGAUGCGCUUCCUGCAGCAACUGACGGGCAUCACGCCCAUCCUUGUCUACCUGCAGUCCAUCUUCGACAGCACUGCCGUCCUGCUGCCCCCUGAGGAUGACGCAGCCAUCGUGGGAGCUGUGCGGCUCCUGUCCGUGCUGAUUGCCGCCCUCACCAUGGACCUGGCCGGCCGCAAGGCUCUGCUCUUCGUCUCAGCGGCCAGCAUGUUUGCUGCCAACCUGACACUGGGGCUGUACGUCCAUUUCGGUCCAAAGCCUCUGACCCCCAACGGCACCAUGGGCCUGGAGAGUGUGCCCCUGGGAGGCACAGAGCAGCCCCUGGCCACGCCCACCAGCUACCUCAGCCUGGUGCCCCUGCUGGCCACCAUGCUCUUCAUCAUGGGCUACGCCAUGGGCUGGGGGCCCAUCACCUGGCUCCUCAUGUCCGAGAUCCUGCCCCUGCGGGCCCGCGGCGUGGCCUCGGGGCUCUGCGUGCUGGUCAGCUGGCUCACCGCCUUUGCCCUCACCAAGUCCUUCCUGCUGGUGGUGGACGCCCUCGGCCUGCAGGCGCCUUUCUUCUUCUUUGCCGCCGUGUGCUCCGUGAGCCUGGCCUUCACCGGCUGCUGUGUGCCCGAGACCAAGGGCCGGUCGCUGGAGCAGAUCGAGUCCUCCUUCCGCAGCGGGAGGAGGUCCUUCCUAUGCUAGGGCGGGGCCC
Lipotes vexillifer (Yangtze River dolphin) is the source of this 1560-nucleotide messenger RNA. RefSeq names its product solute carrier family 2 member 6 (gene SLC2A6). Gene Ontology annotation, cellular component: membrane. Bases 27 to 1550 code for a protein of 507 amino acids. Lineage: Eukaryota; Metazoa; Chordata; Mammalia; Artiodactyla; Lipotidae. Gene Ontology annotation, biological process: transmembrane transport. Gene Ontology annotation, molecular function: transmembrane transporter activity. The record is from RefSeq and is a predicted model, not a curated record. The transcript has 10 exons.